Messenger RNA from Amphimedon queenslandica, 909 nucleotides. RefSeq lists its product as uncharacterized. Lineage: Eukaryota; Metazoa; Porifera; Demospongiae; Haplosclerida; Niphatidae. Gene Ontology annotation, molecular function: transmembrane transporter activity. The transcript is spliced from 6 exons. Gene Ontology annotation, cellular component: membrane. The coding region runs from base 1 to 909 and encodes 302 amino acids. Gene Ontology annotation, biological process: transmembrane transport. The record is from RefSeq and is a predicted model, not a curated record.
AUGUCACCGGUAGAAUGGCCUGGUCUAGGUUUGAGUGAGACAUGGUAUUCCUGGGCUGUUAGUGCUCAGAGUAUUGGUAUAUUUGUGGGUGCUCUACUCUUUAGUGUAUUUGCUCGCUCAUUCUAUUACAAAUACAUCAUUAUUGGGUCUCUUUUCGUUCUCAUGUCAAGUGGAGUUAUCUACGGUUUUGCUGUUCAAGGCUGGAUGGUGAUAACAGGUCGAUUUAUAUCCGGAAUCCAUACUGGAAUUACUCAAUCUUUAACUCGAACAUAUAUUGGCGAAUCCAGUGAUAAAGUUAUUCAAAUGAGAAAGGAGGCAUCCCUUAAAUCUGAUGAGCAGAGUAGCAGGAAAACAUCAUCACUUAAAUACACAAACUUUUUUAUUCUGUUCACAAUAGCUGUAAUAGGUUUGGCAUCUGGUCCUGUUUUGGGAGCUCUAGCCUCUCAGAUACCUUCUCUAGAUCCAUUCCGUUGGCCUGGCUACUAUCUCAUAAUACAUAGUGGACUACUCAAUAUAUUUGUGAUGCUGUUUUUCUGUGAGAAAUGGGACGAUGUGAACAGAAGGAAAAAGUUGUCUAACAUUGAUAGAAAUCGGCUCAAGUGUCAAAAACCUGAUCAACCAAUACAAAUCACAUUAAUAUUCAUAUUUGCUUUCGUGAUCAAUGGAUGGAUUUCAGCUAUCAUCGAGACACUCGAGAAUCCUGUAUUAUCUGGAAACUUUGGAUUAACUAUAAAGUAUCAAUCGUACAUCUUUAUUGCUACACUGGGAAUGCACCUAUUGAGUGUCAUUGCAAUCUGGGGACUUUAUCCCAAAGUUGUUCCUAGCUAUAUAAAAUUAUUUUCACUUGAGAGGUGCACAUUAUCUUCUGGUAUAAAAUUGAGCAUAGCAAGAAUACAAGAAUUAUGCUAG